CUUUCCUCAUAAUUACAAAAAUGUUCAUCUCAUAUAAUUUAGAGUGCUUCGUUGGUAGUUGAGAAGUUUCCAGGGAUAGACCCAAAAACCUGUCGCAUGCCUAAGCAAAAGAAAGAGUAUUAGUAAAUGAUUCUUCGGAGUGCAGUGCGCUCUCUAAGCAGCCCUGGGCUGAGUCAUGGGGUCUCUAGCUGAGAUUUUACUGAACAGCUUGAUCAGUGGCGACGCGUCGGGGGUACUUUCGUCGUGGGUUUCGACCUUGCGAGGACGGAACUUGAGGACUAUCUUUGCGGAGGUCACUGACGGGCCACAUCCGCUUUCUGCUGGUAGCGGUACCGCAUCGUCGUCUUCUUCUCAAAGAACAAUGCGGUAUCGUCGACCGCCCAAACGGCGCAACCUUCACGGUCGUGAGGUAGUCAGUACCUUUUUUCGGCAACACGACGGACAAGAAUGGCAAUGCCCGGCCGUGUACGAUGAUCAGUCUUUAGGAUGGCGCGGUCAUUACUCUGGUACUUCAGAGGCGCUAGCUCACCGCACCACAUGUGCUCGCCAUCAAAAGUGUGGUCUCGAGGAUUUUUUAGAGGUUCCUAGUCCGGAUCAUGUUCCACGCCUGGAGCGGCACGUUGUACAGCGUAGCACGUCAUUCGCAGACCAGGUGGUGAAUUUGGGGCGAAACAAAGGAAGAAACGCGAUUUCCCCUGGAUCAAAUUCACUUCGUCGGCGAGCGACCAGCUUUCGUGGUCGUGGCGGGUCACGUGGAAGCCGUGGCCGGAAAUCAUCAGGAAAACGAGGAAGGAACGACGGCAAAGAUCCUUCCCAGCUGAGCGGAAAUAACGACUACAUCAUCGACCUCGUGAAAUAUUUACGGCAAUUUUGAACUCUAAACUCGCUCCUGUGAAUGUACUGAAAUGUCCGCACACAAAUUGCUUGUAGUUUCUCCGUCGAAAAUGAAUGAAGCUGUCUGUCCUGAGGACUCCCAGGUUGGUAUAACCUAGUGAACAUGAACGAGAGCAUAUUUAUUUAUCCUAAUCAAAGUUUCAAAGUUUAUUGUUAUUUCUGAAAACAUUAUUGGCGGCUAAUCCCCAUGACUGAGGAGCGGAACAAGUCUACAUGGUCACCAGCGAAGCUAUCGCAGCAGAUGUGGACCGCGCUUGCAAUGGGCCCACAUUUGGGCAAGCCGUUCAUCCACUUGCAGUAUCAGUCUACAGACAUCUACUCUACCAAUAUUGCAGCGAAAUCACUGCCGGGGGUACCUUUUCGAUUUGUCCAAUAUUUUCAUGGUCAAUAUUAUCAAUAGAUAGAAUAAGAUUAGGUGGCUGCUGCUCUGUGGUACUCGUACUAUUCAAGACCUUUCCAGUGAUUUCGUCUGGUCAGUGUUGGGCUUGAGUCAUGAAUAUAAGUAGUGAACUUUAUUUUCUUUAUACAGUAACUUUAUGCUCCUGUCAUUAUUUUUUUACUGCAACGCCCCACUUCCUUCCACGACCAGUUGAAUUAUAAAGAGACUUCAAGCGGUGAAAGCGGGCGUUUCGUUUGCAGUGAUCAGGCAGCGAGUGAUUAUCAGACUGCUAUGGGUUUCGUAGGAGGAAACUACAAGCCUGGAGGGUUUCUGUUGCCGACUGUGAAUUUUCGUGAUAAGAAAAACGCUUGGAGUCGGAUUCAUGUCCAGCUGAAGGAGUUCGGGAUGGACGGGAAACCAGAUAGAAUCCUCUGGGAUGCGAUAUACGAUCCUAGACUCGGUCUCAAGCUUCCGGAGCCAGGAUACUGGGACUUCAGCUUUCUGGUAGUUCUUGUUCUGGAGCAACUCAUUUGUAGACGCGUGAUUUGCAGUAGGCCUACUUAUCCUCGAAAUGAUCCUCGGAAUAAUGGCACUAAAUAUAAUGUUUGUUGCUAUAAUAAACAAAUGUUGCUUGUGUCUUUGAUAUUAAUGAUAAUCUCGAUUCUCAGUACCCAGUGGGUGGCGCCAAAAAAACGAUGACUCUUCCUUGCGUACCGAAGUAUGACCCGCGGCCGCACUGGUUCGAUUUGAAGUUAACGAACGUUGCCAAAUUCAAACCAAAGCUAUGAAAAUCCAGAAUGACAGUAGCUGUUUUCCCACUAGGAAAGACUCAAUCAUGUUAUAAUCGAGAUCAUCAUGAUGAUUUGACCUGCUUGAAAAUAUUUCUUGUCGUGGUCCGAGGAAAUGCAACCGGAUCAAUACUAUGGAGAUACUUACAUACUUACUUACUAAGUACUUCCUCUUUAUGCCUGCUCCUAGUAUCGAAUACCAUGGAGAAAAGCACUCUGACUCUUUGCCUCUAAGCAUGGAGAUUUCUCACUGGCAAGAAGGCUGGGAGACGUUGGGAGGGAAAGCGGCGCACAUUGGUUUCACCGUCCAACGACAUCCUAUCAUGGAGAAUCCAAUGAUGCCGAUGUUCGGUGGUUUAUACCACAGCAACCCCUUGGGACCACUAAUGUUACGAAGGAGAAGAUUAUAGGCACGUAUAUAUAAUCGCCGUUUCUUGAUGCCUUGUAGCUGGAUCUCGAAUGCUAUGGUUUGAAUAAAGAACGAGAAGCUUCAACAUCCACCUACCAGGGUAAAUCAUCCGACACUAAUAUAGGAUCAUAAAAGUAGACUUGACUAGAUUAUGUCUGCCCUCUGUGGUCGAAGUCUUUUUUCUAACAUUUGGUCCAGAGUAUCUCAAGGGCACGCCGAAACGAGACUACGCGCAGAACCCUGACGACGACUGUGAUGACUUGGACAAAGCGAGACUAGACAAAUGUCGCAACUGGGGUGCUGGUAAUAAGCGUAAGUUCAGCGAGCAGAGUACCCGGUCGAUGCAUGUGCGGUGGCCGACUGAAUUCGAGCGGCGUCUGCACAAGGAUUCCGACCCCUUGUUCUACUACAGUGAUCCACAAGCGCAGCUAGGAGGGGGAAGCAGUAGCAGUAGUAGCAGCAGCUCUAAAUCUUCGAAAAGCGGAAAAAGCAGUUUAUGGAACAAGAAUCAGAUUACUACUUAACUUGUUCACUUCAUCUUUCCGGGAAAUUAGUGAAUGAUGUCAAAAAUACUAGAUUCGUCACGUUUUUAUCCCGUCGAUGGAACCAUAGAAGAUUGCUCUAAGAACGAGAUGAUUACACCAGAGUAAGUCCUUGUUUGUAAUUCUCUUGCCAUUGAUGCCGAGCGUCCGUUGGUUUCUCGCCCUUUCCUCUCCCUCCUCUUUUCUUCAUUUGCGAAAUCUAGCGGAUCUUCGAAAAAGAAGUCAUCGCACCCGAUUUGGAUGGUCCAUCCAACUGUCAAUGACUCGCAUGGCUACUACUGGUGGACCAAAGCCACGAUCGGACCACUACCCAUGGAUCAAAUCGAUGAUGGACGGCCUCCUAUCGUUCCCGGUGAAGGCGCUUGGGCUGGCCUCAGCGGCAUUCAUCCGAGUCACAAACAGGGUACGGAAAUGCGCUUCCUCACAAAUUCACCUGGAUUGCUGGCCCAGUGGGACACACCGGACGUAAUGGGCGAUUUCUUGCCACCGGGGAAAGGCGGCGGCAAAGGCAGACGGUGAAGAGGGUCUUGUUUGACUCCCUGAGUUCUACUUUUACUACUUGCAGCUUUUUUUGCUCAUUUCCGAGACCGCGACAAUAGAUACUGAUCGCUGCUCAAAACGCAACGAACUGCUCCAAGAGAUCUCGAAGCGGCUAAAUAUGAUUACUCCAAGAAGAUUCGUGGAUGAGGAUGAAGUUUUUUACCUGCGCCUUUUGAUUUCUUUGCACAUACUUAGUUGAUUUGUCGCCCCGAGCGGCCCUUGUCUGUGAG
Messenger RNA from Amoebophrya sp. A25, 3782 nucleotides. The record is from the annotation of a GenBank genome assembly. Lineage: Eukaryota; Dinophyceae; Syndiniales; Amoebophryaceae.